Molecule: messenger RNA, 582 nt
Organism: Dromiciops gliroides (monito del monte)
Lineage: Eukaryota; Metazoa; Chordata; Mammalia; Microbiotheria; Microbiotheriidae
Product: 40S ribosomal protein S17-like
Biological process (GO): translation
Cellular component (GO): ribosome
Molecular function (GO): structural constituent of ribosome
Source: RefSeq, a predicted model, not a curated record
AUGGGUCCUGUUCGGACCAAGACCGUGAAGAAGGCGGCUCGGGUCAUCAUCGAAAGUCUACUAAAGUACUACUACACCCGCCUGGGCAACGACUUCCACACCAACAAGCCUGUAUACCAGGAGAUCACCAUCAUCCCCAGCAAGAAGCUCUGUGACAAGAUUGCCAGACAUGUUACUCAUCUGAUGGAGCGCAUCGAGAGAGGCCCUGGGAGAGGUAUCUCCAUCAAGUUGCAGGAAGAAGAAAGAGAAAGGAGGGAUAACUAUGUCCCUGAGGUCUCUGCUUUGGAUCAGGAGAUCAUUGAAGUGGACCCUGAUACCAAAGAAAUGUUGAAACUCCUGGACUUUGGCAGUUUGUCCAACCUGCAAGUUACCCAGCCCACGGUUGGGAUGAACACCAAGAGGAGCUGUUUAAUGUUUACUUUGGUUCAUACACCAUGGGAAGCAGAAUUCUGGGAACUUCUCCCCUUAAAGAAGCCUUCUACAAGUACACUGAGAGUUGAGAGAAGGGAGAGAUCAAAACGGGUUGCAGUGGUUAGAGAUUUCAUAGAAAUGGGCUUUAACUGGCACCUGAAAGUUGAGUAA